AUGGUCCGCCACAAGAAAGACUUCAAGUCGAACAACAAAUACUCGGCUCGAGGAGGAAGAGGGAGGGGAGGAAAGCCCGUAGGCGCAGGGCCACCACGUCCCCGCCGUGACUCCGAGUCCGAGUCCGAAAACAGCGACGCCGAAAACCCUCGUCCGAGGAAGCCGGAGUUCAAGGCAGCAUGCUGGGACCUGGGGCAUUGCGAUGCGAAACGAUGCUCGGGCAAGAGGCUCAUGCGUCUAGGAAUGAUGAGGGAGCUUCAUGUUGGCCAGAAGUUCGCGGGCGUGGUCGUCAGUCCCAAGGGCAAGAAAAUCGUGUCGAGAGAGGACAAGGAGUUGUUGGAUCAAUACGGCGCUGCGGUUGUCGAGGCAAGCUGGAAUAGGAUUGACGAGGUGCCAUUCGGCAAGAUCGGUGGCAAAUGCGAGCGCUUGCUGCCGUACCUCGUUGCGGCGAACCCCACCAACUACGGAAAGCCAUGGAGAUUGAACUGUGUCGAGGCACUCGCGGCGUGCUUCUACAUUUGCGGUCACUCAGAUUGGGCUGAGGAUAUUCUGUCAACGUUCUCCUACGGUCGAGCAUUUCUAGACAUCAACGCUGCGCUGCUCAAGCGCUACGAAGCGUGCGAAAACGAGGAGCAGAUCAAGAAGGCAGAGGAAGCCUGGCUUGCAAAGAUCGAACAGGAGUUUGAGCAAGCCAGAGCCGAGAAGGAGGACGGUGCCGAAGACGAUGUCUGGGCUGGCGGAAAUCAGAACAGGCGCAUCAUCGAUGAGUCGGACGAGGAUGAGGAUGACGAGGAAGAUGAGGAUGAAGACGAAGUGGAUCCACGGAACCCAUACGAUCUUCCGCCAUCUGAUGAUGAAGAAGAGAUGGCAGAGCUCCGUCGACGUGUCCUAGCGUCAAAGCCUUUCGCCAACCCCUCCAAGAACAACGACGAGGACGAAGAAGAUUCCAAGAAAGCCCCCGAACGUAUACCGCGUACUGAACCAGCGCCAAAGCAAGAGGCGGACGAGAAGAGCGACGUCUCGAACGACGACGGUGGAGAUGACGACGAGUUCGACGCCUUCAUGAACGCUCAACCCACAACAGACAGGACCGGCAUUACAGGCAAGCAGAGGCAGAAGGCGUUGGACAAGCAGACCGCCACCUUCUCGAGUGGCAAAGUCAAUGCUCCCAGCCGGCAGGGUUACUAG
Molecule: messenger RNA, 1188 nt
Organism: Didymella exigua CBS 183.55
Lineage: Eukaryota; Fungi; Ascomycota; Dothideomycetes; Pleosporales; Didymellaceae
Product: DUF367-domain-containing protein
Exons: 1
Coding region: 1-1188 (395 amino acids)
Biological process (GO): maturation of SSU-rRNA
Molecular function (GO): rRNA small subunit aminocarboxypropyltransferase activity
Source: RefSeq, a predicted model, not a curated record